UCCCUAUCUCCUCUUGCUUCCCCGUCCCCUGUCUUCACCAAAAUCACAAACUCUCUCGCUCUUUCUUUCUCUCUCUCUCUCUAACACAUGAGAGAACAAAAUCAGCUCACAAUCUCAGCCGUUGAUUAUAUAGCCACCGUAGAUGGAGAACACUCAAGAUUUCUCGCCGCCGCAUAUCGACGCUUCUCGGCCGUCACUGGGAUUCCCUCUCGGCACAGCUCUGCUUCUCAUAAUCAUUUUCAGCCUCUCCGGAAUAUUCUCUUGCUGUUAUCAUUGGGACAAACAUCGCUCUAUCCGCCGUUCUUUGGCCAAUGCCUCCGGUCACCCCUCCGCCGCCUCCGCCGACAUAGAGUCCUCUCCGUUCAAACCUAAACCCUCUUUUCCGGAUUUGAAGAAAAACCAGAAUCUGAGCGUACCGGUGUUGAUGCCUGGAGAUAAUACGCCGAAAUUUAUAGCAUUGCCGUGUCCCUGUGCACCACCUCGGCCGGAGAAGCUUAUCGUCGAUGUCCAAAGUCCGCCGCACUCGCCGCCUGUUAAGCCGCCGCGUUUUCCCGUUCCUCUGUAUUAGAUUUAAUUAGCUAUAAGAUAACAGAAAAAGGAGGAAACAAAUUGUCGAAUAUCUUGGUUUGAUGUACAUAUGGAUCAUAAAUUACAUUCUAAUUUUUUUCACUGAUUA
Messenger RNA from Eutrema salsugineum, 676 nucleotides. RefSeq lists its product as uncharacterized. The transcript is spliced from 2 exons. The record is from RefSeq and is a predicted model, not a curated record. NCBI's taxonomy places the organism in Eukaryota, Viridiplantae, Streptophyta, Magnoliopsida, Brassicales, Brassicaceae. Bases 143 to 568 code for a protein of 141 amino acids.